ACUAAAUUGGACAGUUAAAUGUUGAAGCGUUUUAUAUCCACAACUAUAUUAAUUAAAUUCUCAUUCUGAAGAAAUAAGUGAACUAAUAAAUAUGUUUUACCAACCAUUUCUUGUACUUUUUCUGAUGUCUUACAUUAAGGUGGCAACUCCUGCUAGUGAUACUAUAUCUCAAGAGGUUAUAAUUUGCGAGGGUAAAUACAAUAAAAUCGUAUGUCCAGAAAAAAUGAAGAUGAGAAUAUUAUCAGCAUUUUACGGAAAUGUUGGCUAUAGUGUUUGUGGUAGUAUGAGAAAUAUAGAGUGUUACAACCCCAAAGCACUGGCUAAAGUGCAUAAAACAUGUCACAAAAAACAAGAAUGUAUUUUGGUGGCAGAUAACGGCAUUCUUGGGGAUAAUUGUCCAGCUGGAAAUAAUCACCUAAGGGUCGGAUUCACUUGUAAAAAAUAAUACACAUAAUGUAAUUCACAUAGAAACAAUAUAAAUAUGUUUAUAUUUGGCAAAUAAAUUUAAAUAUGUGACCAAUCAAGAA
Molecule: messenger RNA, 527 nt
Organism: Aethina tumida (small hive beetle)
Lineage: Eukaryota; Metazoa; Arthropoda; Insecta; Coleoptera; Nitidulidae
Product: L-rhamnose-binding lectin ELEL-1-like
Exons: 4
Coding region: 92-445 (117 amino acids)
Molecular function (GO): carbohydrate binding
Source: RefSeq, a predicted model, not a curated record